AUGUCCGCCACCUCUCAUCUUUCGUGUUCCGUUGAAGUGGACUUACGGAAAACGCUGUCAGUGAAUCGGAUAAAUGGAUGCCUGGUCUUCUACCUCUCACCACUCGAGUUCCGUGGAAGUGGCCAAGCGGACAGUGCUGUCAGUGAAUUGGAUAAAUGGAUGCCUCGUGAGUGUAAAUCGGUGGACUUACGGAAAGUGCUGUCAGUGAAUCGGAUAAAUGGAUGCCUGGUCUUCUACCACUCACCUGUUGAGUUCCGUGGGAGCGGAAAAACGGACAGUGCUGUCAGUCCAUGUGAUAAAUGUAUGCCUCGCUCUUCUACCCCUCACCUGUCGAGUACCGUGGGAGUGGCCAAGCGGACAGUGCUGUCAGUGAAUCGGAUUAAUGGAUGCCUGGUCUUCUACCACUCAACUCUCGAGUUCCGUCGGGAGGAACAAAAAGAUAGUGCUGUCAGUGAAUCGGAUAACGGGGUGCCUCGGUCUUCUACCACUCACCUUUCGAGUUCCGUGGAAGCGGAAAACAGACAGGGCUGCCAGUAA
This is a messenger RNA of Echinostoma caproni, 537 nucleotides long. NCBI's taxonomy places the organism in Eukaryota, Metazoa, Platyhelminthes, Trematoda, Plagiorchiida, Echinostomatidae. The record is from the annotation of a GenBank genome assembly.